AUGGGUACUUCAGAGUUGAAACUUGAAAUCUCCAGAAGGGCUCUAGUUACUAAAUGCUUGGCUGGAGAGACAAAACUACACUGUAUUCUGGCUUUGAAGUGGAUCUGUCUGAGGUGAGAACAGAAGGGAAGGAUGGUUUCCCCAGUCCUUCUGCUACUUCUGUUUGUUCCAGCAAUCCUCUGGUAUCCUCCCCCCUCACUCUCAGAUGAGGAAAGAAUGAAUUCUUCCUCUACAGAAAUUUUAGUGUCUUCCAGACUCCUCAAUUCAAUCAGUUCCUUUGCUUUUGACUAUCUGCCUUUGUUCCUUUGCUGAACAUUCAGUUUACUUGAACAAUUCAAAAGCAUGGGAAAAAUUCGAAAACUAAACUGGACAUGAAGGAAAACAAUAAUUGAACUCGGCCUAUGUUAUGUAGAAUUCCCUUUAGACUUUUUUUUCUGCCUUUGAAAAUAAUGAUUCAUACAUAGCUGCAGUGUGUCAGAAGGGAGCAGAUUGUUGCAGUCUCUUGUGCCCCCGUGUGGCGAAGGAGAAACGGCACAGGAAAAUGGCACUCCUAAACGGUACAGAAGCUCGGAUCAUUUAUCGAACGAGCUCAAUUUAUUAGCAAGUUUGUCGGUUUCUGUACAGUUUCCAAUCCUUUAUCUACUCCACUUCAUUCUCGGGUGACCUUCUAUUGCUGCUGCAGUGAUUCACGGUUUUGUUUAAUCCUGCCGUGCAGAAAUGUGACUUUUAACCUUAAACUUCAUUUUUUUUUUUACCUAAAAACUGCAGUGCAAUAUACAGUUUCUUGCUGAUGGUUCCUCUCCAGAGAUGCACAAGGCGGGUCAUUCUUUGUCAGAAAUGAUGCACAUCAGACUUAUGCUGUCCAGGCAGAGGAGCCACCCGUCCAAAUUUCAAAUACAGAACAGCGUGGGCUUAUACCGAAUUAUUUGCUGCCAAAUGCGAAUGGAUUCUGUGCGUUUUUCUCUGGGAGUAAAUCUCCAGGAUAGAGCCACGGUUGAAAACAAACCACACAAACCCACGCAACGCUCCAGCGCAAAGCCGCAUCCUUCACAACAGCGACUCGCUCCCUCUGGGACGAGCGUGGUGCCGUGCCCCAGCCCUGGCGCUGUCCGGGAGGUGCCGCAGCCUUCCUGCUGGAAGCUCGGUGACCCCGCCGAGGCACCAGCCCCCGCCCGCUCUGCUCCUCGCCCAAUCAGUUCGCACGCUUUCCCUUGACAGACAGGUGUGGUGGCCAACGGCAACACGGUUGCCAUAGCGCCGGGAGGCGGGGCACUGCCCGGCGGCGGGAUGGCUGCUGGCGGCCCGACGGCUUCGAGGAAGGAGCCGGUCCCCACGUUCCCGGUCAGCGCUGAGCAGCGGCAGCAGCUGCGAGAGGCCUUUGACAUGUUCGACCCCGACGGCUCCGGACUGAUGGAUGUCAAGGACCUGAAGAUAAUGAUGAGAGCUCUGGGCUGUGAACUCAGGAAAGUGGAGAUGAAGAGAAUUAUCUCUGAAGUUGAUGAGAAUGGGUCAGGGAAGAUAAACUUUGAGUCAUUUCUGCGGGUGAUGACCCAGAAAAUGGUGUGUGAGCCCAGCUGGUCACAAAGACUGAAAUUCCUCUUGCCUAACUUUACAAUGCAGGCAGAGCCGUUUUCAAAAGAGGAGAUCCUGAAAGGUUUCAAGCUGUUUGACUAUGAUGGCACUGGCAAGAUCUCUCUUGAGAAACUCAAGCUGGUGGCUACUGAGGUUGAAGAAGACAUCACAGAUGAGGAGUUGCAGGAGAUGAUUGAUGAAGCAGAUGUGGAUGGAGAUGGGAAAGUGGAUCCAGAAGAGUUUUUGCGGAUUCUGACAUUGACUGACUUGUAACUACAUGAUUUUCUUUUUUUCUCCCAUUCAAUUGUAAACAACUGUUUGCAGUAUCACUUCUUUCCAACUUUUAAAUUUUUUUGUGUGUUGCCUUUCUUGGGUGUGAAAACACACUGAGUUGUUUCAUUUUUGGUGUUGAUUCUGCUCCAUCACUGCAAGCAGUUUUCUAUAUCCCAGUAAACAGUUU
Molecule: messenger RNA, 2032 nt
Organism: Phasianus colchicus (ring-necked pheasant)
Lineage: Eukaryota; Metazoa; Chordata; Aves; Galliformes; Phasianidae
Cellular component (GO): myosin II complex
Molecular function (GO): calcium ion binding
Source: RefSeq, a predicted model, not a curated record